GCUUUCUACCAGGUUAUUCAAAUUAAUAAUUAUUUUCAGGGUGGUGGGGGAGACAAGUGUCUGUCAUGUGACCGCACUGUGUAUGCAAUGGAGAGACUGGAAGUUGCUGGUCGUGUACUACAUAAGAAUUGCUUCAAAUGCUGCAAAUGUAGUACAAAACUCAGCAUGAAUUCAUUCUCCAUAGGCGGUGAGGACAUAUACUGCAUGACACACUAUAAACAGGCUUUCACAGAAAAAGGAACAUAUGAUGUAUUUACACCUAACAAAGGGAAGUGGACAAGAAAAAUUGAAGCAACAAGUUCAAGAAUUGGCAAAGAGUCAAGAAUAGAAAAACGUUUUUAG
This is a messenger RNA of Penaeus vannamei (Pacific white shrimp), 342 nucleotides long. NCBI's taxonomy places the organism in Eukaryota, Metazoa, Arthropoda, Malacostraca, Decapoda, Penaeidae. The record is from RefSeq and is a predicted model, not a curated record.